AUGGUCCUCCAACUACUACCUGCCUCCGCGCAGGCCUUCGCUCCUCGGUCCGCGCCGACAAUCGUCCUCAACUCCAAAGUCGAGCCUUGGUUAACACAGACGCUGAAACGCAUCAACCGAAUCAAGCGCCCGCUCAACAGUGUUCCACAGCAUUUCCGAUGUCUGACGGAGACUCUGGGCGGCGCGUCUGCCAUCUGGACCCUCACCUCGCUCAUGCUACCCAAGGCCCCCGAUUCGGAGCUGCGCAAGGAUUCCGACCCUCUGGUCGAAGCGCUGUUCAACUACCAGCUUCUUCACAUCGAGGCGUACGUCGUGCAUGUCGACAUGGUGUCGCAGCAUGAGGUCGCGUUCAAGUUAACGCCGGAGUCUAUCGAGGCGCUUGUCGAGUACCACAAGGACAUCUAUUCCAAGGACGUCUCCGACAACACCUACAGCUGGCCCGAGAAGGAAGCACAGUUGAAGAAGCUUCAGGAGGAGUUCGAGCAGGCGGUCAACAGGUUCGUCUUUCGGACUGGUGUCCGCGCGCUCGAGGGUCUCGAGGAGGACGGUGCUGGCGAGCUUCUGGAAGGUCGAUCAAAGGACGUCCAGACUGCCAUCACGAACCUCUUCCAGACACUCCUCCCGCCGCCGCCAAGGAUCGUCGAUGUCAUCCACCCAGCGCCUCUCAUGCCUAACACCACCAUGGCUGGCGGUUGGUGGGCACCAGCGCCUACGCUUGCGUCACACCCAGCACCGGUGGACAACUGGAGAGUACUGCCGUCGACACCAUCGCCGACUGCGACAAGCUGCAGCGACAAUCAGUCCGCCUCGAUCUGGCCGGACCUCAGCAUGCACCAAUUCCAGCUUCCGUCGCCAACGCCGUCGUUCAGCCAGCCCGUGUUCACAUCAGCACCAUCCCAGUAUUACAGCUCGCCGCAAUGCAUGGCACCCAUGCCGGCGAUGCCGAGCCAGCUGCCCCAGCACUGCGGACACGACAUGGGUAUGGGCGGCUUCAACGACUUCGGUUGGAGCCAGAGCAGCUUCUCACCAAUGUUCGCAACUGCCGUAUGA
Messenger RNA from Saxophila tyrrhenica, 1050 nucleotides. RefSeq lists its product as uncharacterized. Lineage: Eukaryota; Fungi; Ascomycota; Dothideomycetes; Mycosphaerellales; Extremaceae. The coding region runs from base 1 to 1050 and encodes 349 amino acids. The record is from RefSeq and is a predicted model, not a curated record. The transcript has a single exon.